This is a messenger RNA of Ipomoea nil (Japanese morning glory), 625 nucleotides long. Its product is annotated as EPIDERMAL PATTERNING FACTOR-like protein 8. The record is from RefSeq and is a predicted model, not a curated record. Bases 151 to 486 code for a protein of 111 amino acids. Lineage: Eukaryota; Viridiplantae; Streptophyta; Magnoliopsida; Solanales; Convolvulaceae. Gene Ontology annotation, biological process: guard cell differentiation; stomatal complex development. The transcript has 2 exons.
UGAUAUAGCUUGCCAAAUCCAUUCUUACUACAGAGGGCGAGACAUUACAUUCGCUCUCCCAACCACAAACUAACACUCUCAACAACCAAGACGACACCAGCUACCUAAGCUAAGAGGAGGACGACAAGGUUGCAGAUCAGAUAAUCUUUUAUGGCUUCGCAGAAUGUGUACCACAUUGGGUUGAAGCUUCUUCUCACUCUGCUGCUCUUCUAUUCCCUCGCCCUGCUCUCUCCCAUUUCAGGAAUAGGAAUAGGAAGAGGGAAGCAAGUGAGAAUGGUGUUGGGGUCAAGCCCACCAAAGUGUGUGGGGAGAUGCAUGGGUUGCAGGCCUUGUGUUGCUGCUUUGGUCAUUCCUCCACAUGACGACAAGUAUGGGUUCAGAAGACCUUCAUCUUCUUCAGCUUCAUCUUCAUCUGGUGCAGGAGAUGAGAGCUACUAUCUCCUCUCAUGGAAGUGUAGAUGUGGGAACAAAUACUUCCAACCUUAGUAGCUCAAUAAUGGCCUCGGUUUCUCAAUUCUGUAAUUUAUUUUAUAAUAUAUCUUAAGAUAUGCAUAAUUUUCAGGUGGUAUUGUUACUACUCCCUCCAAGUUUAUUGUAAGCUUGUCGAUUUGUGUACUAGUAAUUA